AUGCCUGCCAAAGAACGAGUGUGCCUCGCUUAUAGCGGCGGAUUGGACACCUCGAUCAUUCUGGCCUGGCUUCUUGAGAAGGGCUAUGAUGUGGUCGCCUUCAUGAGCAAUGUCGGCCAGGAAGAGGACUUCGAUGCGGCUCGCGAAAAGGCCUUGAAAAUCGGCUGCUCCAAAGUUGUCAUCAACGAUGAUAGGGAUCAGUUCGUCAAGGAACUGAUCUUCCCAGCGAUUCAAUGCAAUGCCAAUUACGAAACAACAUACCUCCUAGGCACAUCGUUGGCCCGACCUAUCAUUGCACGAUCAAUGAUGUCUGUCGCUGCAAAGGAGAAAUGUGCCUAUGUAGCUCACGGGGCUACCGGGAAAGGAAACGACCAGGUUCGGUUUGAAUUGGCUUUCUACGCUUUGCAGCCUAACAUCAAAGUCAUCGCACCGUGGCGUGACCCCGAGUUCCUAGCUCGCUUCAAAGGCCGAAACGACCUGCUCGACUACGCAGCGGAGAAAAACAUACCUGUCACCUCAACAAAGGCAAAGCCGUGGAGUAUGGACGCCAAUUUGGCUCACUGCAGUUACGAGGCUGGUAUACUUGAAAAUCCGGACAUUACACCGCCUGAUGAUAUGUGGACUCUUACUGAAUCUGCGAUCCUGUCGGCAGCCAAUGAGCCCGAAGAUGUCGUGAUCGAGUUUGAAAAGGGUAUUCCAGUAAAGCUGACCUCACCCACUACUGGAACAGAGACAGACCCAACCAAGCUGUUCCUGGCCGCAAACGCUCUCGCACGCAAGCAUGGCAUAGGACGUGUCGACAUCGUGGAGAAUAGGUUCAUCGGGAUUAAGUCUAGAGGCUGUUACGAGAGCCCUGGUCUAACUAUCCUUCAGCACACGCACCGGGACCUGGAGGGUUUAACCGUCGACCGUGAGGUCCGCGCCCUCCGAGACCAAUUCGUGACAUUCGGAUGGUCAAAAAUACUGUACAAUGGUCUCUACUUCUCUCCCGAGCGAGAAUUUCUCCAAGUCAGCAUCCCUGAAUCCCAAAAGACUGUCAAUGGUCAGGUUCGCGCGCGGCUAUACAAGGGCAACACCAUUAUCCUGGGCCGCAGUUCGCAGACGGAGAAACUCUAUGAUGCGAGCGAGAGUUCGAUGGAUGAGAUCGGAGAUUUUGAGCCAUCCGAUGCUGGCGGCUUCAUCAAAGUGCAGGCCAUCCGGUUGAAGAAGUAUGGGCAGGCGAAAGCAGAAAAGGGUGAGGCUCUGUAA
Messenger RNA from Capronia epimyces CBS 606.96, 1248 nucleotides. RefSeq names its product argininosuccinate synthase. Gene Ontology annotation, molecular function: argininosuccinate synthase activity; ATP binding. The transcript is spliced from 5 exons. Lineage: Eukaryota; Fungi; Ascomycota; Eurotiomycetes; Chaetothyriales; Herpotrichiellaceae. Gene Ontology annotation, cellular component: cytoplasm. The coding region runs from base 1 to 1248 and encodes 415 amino acids. The record is from RefSeq and is a predicted model, not a curated record. Gene Ontology annotation, biological process: L-arginine biosynthetic process; urea cycle.